AUGGAUCCAGCCUUCCCUCCCCUUUCUGGUUCUUCUAAACCCUCAAUAGUCCCAAAAAAUCUUAACACUUCUUCAUCAGAAAACACCCUAAAACCUAAAUCUAAUUGGAGUGGAGCAGCUGGUAGAUCGAGAACAAUUCUCCCAAGUUCAUCGGCUGAUUUGUGUUAUCGCCCACCAGUAUUGGUUGACGGUCGUCUUCUUCCUUACAUUCAAGUGAAGGGAGCAAUAGAGAAAGCGUGGAAUCUUAAGGGUGAACUUUCCAUGACAGUACAUGAAGAGAAAGCCUUCAUUCUAAAAUUUACUUUGGAAGAAGAUAGAAUCACAGCUCUUGAACAUGGCCCAAUGUUCAUCUCUCACACCCUUUUCAUAGUCAUAAGAUGGGAACCUUUCAUUGAGCAACAACUAGAGAACAUUCAAGCUAUACCAGUUUGGAUGACCAUCAGAAAAGUUCCAGUAUAUGUUUUCAACUCUACAGGGCUAAGCUUCAUAGCUUCUGUUGUAGGGAAACCUCUGCUCCAAGAUGGACCAACGGCGGCAAGAACUAGAAUGUCUUUUGCUCGUGUUUAUGUAGAAAUAAACCCCAAAUCUGUACUCAAGAAGGAGAUCACAGUCGUGUUUGAUGAUGGGUAUAAAUGCACUGUUGAUGCUGAUUAUGCUUGGAAACCAGCCCAAUGCCCAAGUUGUUCGACCUUUUGUUACAGUGAAGCUCGAUGCCCAAAGAAGGUUAGGGAACAACCAACUCCCACCUCAACUGCAUUCUAUGCUCCCAAACCUAAAUCCAAUGUUGCAACUUCAAGUGAUCCAAUGCGCACGCAAAAUUCAGAGUCUACACCUCCCACAGAAGGCUCAUAA
Papaver somniferum (opium poppy) is the source of this 852-nucleotide messenger RNA. RefSeq lists its product as uncharacterized. The transcript is spliced from 2 exons. Bases 1 to 852 code for a protein of 283 amino acids. Lineage: Eukaryota; Viridiplantae; Streptophyta; Magnoliopsida; Ranunculales; Papaveraceae. The record is from RefSeq and is a predicted model, not a curated record.